Molecule: messenger RNA, 1966 nt
Organism: Oppia nitens
Lineage: Eukaryota; Metazoa; Arthropoda; Arachnida; Sarcoptiformes; Oppiidae
Product: cationic amino acid transporter 4-like
Exons: 9
Coding region: 2-1966 (654 amino acids)
Biological process (GO): amino acid transport; transmembrane transport
Cellular component (GO): plasma membrane
Molecular function (GO): amino acid transmembrane transporter activity
Source: RefSeq, a predicted model, not a curated record
AAUGUCAAGAGAUAUACAAUCGACAGCCAAAGUCUACAUAAGCGACCUGUGGUUCAAAAUGAAGAGAACCAAACAAAUUAAUAGACAAACAGAUCUAAUGGAGACACAGUUACGUAGAUGUCUGUCCACGUUUGAUAUAGUAUUGAUGGGCAUCGGCCAUAUGGUUGGGUCAGGUGCCUAUGUGCUGACCUCAUCGGUUGCCCGUAACAUAUCUGGUCCGGCAAUUGUACUAUCAUUUAUCAUAUCAGGUAUCGCAUCGUUUCUCAAUGCGCUCAGUUAUGCCGAAUUUGCCGGCCGUUUUCCAAAAUGUGGAUCAGCCUAUUCGUAUGCUUAUCUAGCACUGGGCGAAAUAUGGUCGUUCAUUGUCGGCUGGAAUAUGGUGCUUGAAAAUGUUAUCGGAACGGCAGCUGUCAGUAGGGCCUGUUCGGCCUACAUCGACUCGCUAAUGAACGGCCAGAUACGUAACUAUACGCUGGCAUCGUUGGCCUCGUCCAUAGGACUCAACUAUUUUUCAUCGCACGUCGAUCUGUUUGCGUUCACUAUUGUUAUCGUAUUGAUUGUAUUCAUGACCACCGGUGUCAAGAUUACCUCCUACUUGAACAACGUAUUCUCCAUUAUCAACAUUGCAGUCAUACUGACCAUCAUUGUUGUUGGCCUGUAUUUUGCCGACAUUGACAACUGGCUGAACGCACCGAACGGUUUUAUGGCCUACGGCUGGAGCGGUGUGUUUGCCGGUAGUGCCACAUGUUUUUACGCCUAUGUCGGAUUUGAUUCAAUAAGCAGUUCCGGUGAAGAGGCCCGCAAUCCUAAGAGAUCCAUACCGUUGGCAACGUUUAUAUCAAUGACAUUUGUUACGCUAUCCUAUGUGGCCGUAUCGGCUGUCCUGACACUGAUGAUACCCUACAAUGAAAUUAAUGCCGAAUCCGGACUACCCGAUGCUUUCGGCUCGCACGGAGCCGUUUGGGCCAAACUGGUGGUUAUAGUCGGUGCAUCGUGCGGUAUGGUUACCGUACUUAUCGGUACAAUGUAUUCGCUAACCCGAAUAGUCUAUGCCAUGUCCGACGACGGGCUACUGUUUUCGUGGAUGGGAUCAGUCAAUCAGCGGACACAGUUACCUUUGAAUGCAAUGUAUUUUUUUGCAUCACUGGGCGCAUUGAUGGCACUGUUCAUCGAUAUAACAACACUCAUCGAAAUGAUGUCCAUCGGUACGCUGAUUGCCUAUCUGGUGGUCAGUGCAUCGGUAAUAGUGAUCCGCUACGAGCCGACACUACAGCAGGACGACCAGUUGGUCGGCGGUGGCGGUCAUUAUCAUCAUCAGCAGCAACAGCCCGGUAUCGGCCAAUAUCACGAUACUAUGGCCAACAAUCAAGAGCUGAACGACCUAUCGGUCGACUCGAGCGGCGGCGGUGGCGUCGGUGCCGGUGAAGCCAACAAACUGAUCGACGAGUUGGCCACCGCUGAAACCGAUUCGCUCGGUUCGUCAUCGCAUAGUCGACGACAAAAUACUUUAUUAAAUUUGAUCCGUUAUUACGAUUGUCGCGAUUAUCUUCGGCUGGCUAUAGCCAGAUAUGCACCGAAAUCCAUGGUAUCCAUAGCUGUCCUGUUUCUAGUGGUUCUGCUAUUUGUUUUUUGUCUGUCAAUCAAACACUUUAAUCGGACAAAUCACUAUACAUUUCAGAAACAAAAUAUGGUACCCCUUGGAGGCGAUACAUAUAAAGUACCAUUGGUACCCUUGGUACCUGUAUUGUCCAUAUUUUUUAACAUUGGUUUGAUGAUCAAUUUGCAAACAUUAACCUGGCUUAGGCUUAUAGUUUGGAUGAUUGUUGGUCUAUUUGUAUAUUUUUGUUACGGCAUAAAUCAUAGCAAAAUUGAUAACAAUUUCAAACAAUUGCAAUCAAUUAAUUCGGAAAAUGUCCGCAAAUGGGGAUCACUUGACGAUAACGUGUCCAUGUCUUCAGCUUAUUGA